Molecule: messenger RNA, 1221 nt
Organism: Cordyceps militaris CM01
Lineage: Eukaryota; Fungi; Ascomycota; Sordariomycetes; Hypocreales; Cordycipitaceae
Product: transcription factor Rba50, putative
Exons: 1
Coding region: 1-1221 (406 amino acids)
Biological process (GO): transcription by RNA polymerase II
Cellular component (GO): nucleus
Source: RefSeq, a predicted model, not a curated record
AUGGAUACAACGCUCUUGAUCGGGGAUAUCGUGGAGAGAGAUAUCGCAGAAACCAAAAAGCCUAGUUUCCCAAAUGCGCCGCCCACAGAAACCGGGUUCCCGCAGCACAAAAAGCGAUGGACGGGUUCUGCUUUCAAGCAACAACGUGCCAAGGCAGCUGCCGCCUCAGGGAUAGAUGCUUCAACUCAAGAUAAUGCGAAGCGGAAUUUGAAAAAUACAGUACAAGAAGACCGCAAAAACUUUGAAGAGGUCGAGAAGAAGCGAAUAGACCAAGAAAACAGGGCAAGACUGGACGACAUGACCCCGCAAGAGAUUGCGCAGGCGCAGGAGGAUCUCAUGAAUGGGCUGAAUCCUGCUCUGGUUCAACGACUCUUGCAGCGUGCACGAAUUGAUGAGCCUACGGGUCCAUCUCCCUUUGACCCGCCUCCUUCAGGGGGACCGGUAGAAGAGACGCCGGCACGGACAGAGGCGGUGUCCGAAGCCGCAGGGCAAGAGCAGAAACCAUGGACGGCAAAAAAGGUAUCCUUCCAGGACAUGCCAGAAGACUUUGACGAAGACCGAGAGCCUGCACAGCUUCCAGAUGACUUGAAGGCGGCAACAGACCUGCGCAACGAAUCGACUCAUUUUCCAGCGCCUCCCAAGGUAGCUGACCUCGACCCGUCCGAUCCAGACUUUCUCGAGAAUUUGCACAAGAAAUAUUUCCCCGACCUACCAGCCGACCCAAGCAAGCUGGCGUGGAUGGCGCCGGUGCCGACCGAGGACAGCGUAGCAGACAAGGAGUCGUCCUAUUAUCCGCAUCCGGAGAUUCCCGUCGCCGCGCUUCGUUUCGACUUUCGCGGGCGGUUCCUAUCCCCCCGCGUCAGCCGGUUAGUCCCGUCGUCCAAGGGUCUGCACCACCACGGCGAGGCGCCCGAGGCGGCGGGCUACACAGUCAGCGAGCUGGCCCGGCUGGCGCGAAGCGCGGUGGCGGCGCAGAGAUGCAUGGCCUUUCAGACGCUGGGGCGCAUCCUGUUCCGCCUGGGCAAUGGGGAGUGGGGCAAGGGCAUCUAUGAUCCCAUCGCCAUGGGCGUCUGGAAGGCGGCCAAGGACGGCCGGGUACUGGACACGCUGAACGAGGCAGCCAUGGUAGAGGGUGGUCACCGCGGCAGCAGGGCCUAUGCCAUGGAGGCUCUGUGGCUGUUUGAAAAGGGCGGCUGGCGAGAGAAGGUGCAAGGACGAUGA